Molecule: messenger RNA, 1188 nt
Organism: Aureobasidium musti
Lineage: Eukaryota; Fungi; Ascomycota; Dothideomycetes; Dothideales; Saccotheciaceae
Source: the annotation of a GenBank genome assembly
AUGAGCCAUCAAGUCGAGCAGCAACAUGAAAUCGACCAGGCCGGCGACAUCAUCGAGGCUGAAGUUCCGAUUGAGCGAAUUACCGUAAAGACCAAAGGAACCAAUACAACUCCCGAGCCUUCGACACCCAGCUCGAGCAUCCACGGCAGAGUCCAUGGCACUCCCGAGAUUAUAGAUGAUGGAGGAGUCGUACACCAGUACGAAGAAAGAGAAGGUGCAAAGAAGCCGCGGUUCGCAUACCUCAGGACAAGAGAUUUUUGGAUCGUGCUCUUGCUCACCCAAAUCAUUGCUCUGGCCCAGACUGGAACAAACACUCUCACAUCAUUGAUUAAUGCUCGAGGCACGAGUAUUCCGGCUUUCCAGACCUUCUUCAACUAUGUCCUGCUGAACGUAGUCUACACAUCCUUCACCAUAUAUAAGUACGGUUUUGCCAGAUGGGGCAAGAUGGUUGUCAAAGAUGGUUGGCGAUUCUUCAUAUUGGCCUUUUUGGACGUCGAGGGCAAUUAUUUCAUCGUGCUUGCCUAUAAGUACACGAAUCUUCUGUCUGCUCAGCUUUUCAGUUUCUGGACUGUCGUCGUUGUUGUCGUCAUCUCGCUGGUCGUUCUCAAGGUGNAUUACAUUACUAAAAGUAACAACUACUCUCCUGUCAAUGCCCUCAAGGGAGAUCUCUUCUGCCUCCUCGCUCAAACGCUUUACGGUUUCAGCAACACCUUUGAAGAGUUCUUGGUUUCGAAACGACCCAUGUAUGAAGUUAUUGGCCAACUCGCAUUCUGGGGCAUGUUCAUCAACGGCGUACAAGCUGCCAUCUUCGAUCGCCAUUCUAUCCAGGAGGCACACUGGGAUGGACAAAUCAUCGGCUACAUUGUCGGCUAUACUCUGUUGCUGUUCAUCUUCUAUUCUCUGGCACCAAUCGUCUUCCGCAUGUCUUCCGCGGCUUUCUUCAACAUCGGUCUGUUGACAGGCACCUUCUGGNGAAUUGUCGUUGGUACCCAGGUCCUGGGUUACCACAUCCACUAUCUUUACCCUAUCGCCUUCGUUCUCAUCAUUCUCGGCCAUUUUGUUUAUUACGGCACUGAGGGUGUGCUAGGCGAGGCCAAGAAGCCAUGGUUGGGAGAGAAUCAAGAGCUUGGUGAAUCUGGUCUUGGAACAGCUCGUCGCCGUGCCGAGCAUCCUAACGCCAUCGUCUGA